UUUAGACGCUUGAUAGGAAAGGUUUGUUCAGCUAGGAAGAGUGACCGUACAUUAUGUCUGUUACUAAACUAAAGGCUUUCACCGGAAAAUAUCAAUUCUACACGCGAGAUUGAUACAUAUUCACGAAUUCGAAGACGAAGAGGUUUUUUACUGUGUUUGGUGAUGACUGAAAACGGGCGGAAGUAACUUUAUCUUGUCUGUCUCUCUCUUUCUCUCUGUCUCUCUGCUGCAGUGUCUGAAUGCCAAAGUUAGAAGUCAUGGAGCUGGGCAGGCAGCUGUGUGGGAAGAUGAAGAAACAGAAGAAGGUGGAGUUGGCCAUCCCUGCCGUCAUGAAAGGCCUCGAGAUCCACUUCUACCUGCCUGACACCCACCAACUUGAGUACUUUAAAGACUGCCACACUGCAGAGGACCUGUGUGAAGAGGCCGCCAAGAGAUGUCGUAUUUCACCCCUGUGCCAUAACCUGUUUGCCCUGUAUGAAGAAAGUCAGGAGCUCUGGUAUGCACCCAAUCAUGUAUUCAAGAUCACUGAAGACACCAGUAUUAAGCUUCACUACCGCAUGAGGUUUUAUUUCACAAACUGGCACGGAACUUCUGAUAAAGAGUCUCCUGUGUGGCGCCAUUCUUUGAGCAAACAGAAGGGGGCUAAAGGCCCGGAGGGAACGCCAUUGCUUGAUGCUGCCUCUCUUGACUACCUGUUUGCUCAGGGACAGUAUGAUUUUCUGAGGGGACUGGCACCGGUACGUAUGCCCCAGAGUGAGGCGGAGCUCCAUGAGAUAGAGAAUGAGUGCCUGGGCAUGGCUGUCCUCGCCAUCACUCAUCAUGCCAAGAGCAACAACCUGCCCCUGUCAGGAUCAGGGGCAGAAACCAGCUACAAGCGUUUUAUUCCUGAGAGCCUCAACCGCACCAUUAAGCAGCGCAGCUUCCUGACUCGUAUGCGUAUCAGCAACGUUUUUAAGAACUUCCUUAAUGAGUUCAACAGCAAGACCAUCCGGGACAGUAAUAUCACCCUAUAUGACCUGAAGGUGAAGUACCUCUCCACGCUGGAGACGCUGACAUGGGGCUUGGGCUGUGAAACGGUGGAACCUAAAAGCCUGCGCGUGUGUGGGGAGGGUGAGGUCUCACCUACACACACCCCCAGCAUGGGGGAUGAGGGACAGGGUUACGAAGUGCAGGUGUGUGGCACAACUGGCAUCUCAUGGAGGAAGAAGCUUCAGCAGAAUGCGCUGACUCUCAAAGACAGAAGUAAAUCACGGAAGACAAAGACUGAUUACAAACAGAACAAUGACAAAACGAACGAUGCCAGCAAUGGAUGGAUCCUCUUCUCUGACUUUUAUGAAAUCACUCACAUCGUCACAAAAGAGGCUGGCAUCACCAUAUACAGACAGGACAACAAAACCAUGGAGCUACAGUUGGGCUAUCGCGAAGAGGCUCUGGCUUUUGCUGCGCUGGUGGACGGAUAUUUCAGACUGACCGUAGAUGCCCAUCACUACCUCUGCACUGAGGUAGCGCCUUCUUCUGUGGUACAGAAUCUGCAGAACGGCUGCCACGGACCCAUCUGUACGGAGUAUGCCAUUCACAAACUGAGGCAGGAGGGCAAUGAAGAGGGCUCCUAUGUCCUGCGAUGGAGCUGUACAGACUAUGACUAUAUCAUCAUGACUGUCGUCUGCAUGGAGCUGGACUUGUGCCAGUCCAGGCCUGUUCCCCAGUAUAAGAACUUCCAGAUCGAGGUGGGUUCUCAGGGCUUCAGGCUGUUUGGGACAGAAACGUUCAGGACGAGUCUAAAAGAGCUGCUGGAGCACCUGCAGGGUCAGAGCCUCCGCACAGAGAACCUGCGAUUUCAGUUGCGCCGCUGCUGUCCUCCACAGCCCCGAGAGGUUUCCAAUCUUUUGGUGAUGACCUCUGACAGAGAGCCCGUCCCACAGAGACAGCCUCAAGUCAGCCAGCUGAGUUUCCACCGCAUCCGUAAUGAGGAGAUUGUCCAGGGAGAACAUUUGGGUCUGGGCACCAGGACCAACAUCUAUGCAGGUGUGCUGAAGAUGAAAAGUGAGGAUGAGGAUGAUUUGGGGAGCUGCUGCGCAUCACAGGAGGUGAAGGUGGUACUGAAAGUGCUCGGCUCUGGACACAGGGAUAUAUCUCUGGCCUUCUUUGAGACAGCCAGCAUGAUGCGACAGGUCUCACACAAACACAUCGCCUUGUUGUUUGGAGUGUGUGUGCAUCACCAGGAGAAUAUUAUGGUUGAGGAGUUUGUGCAGUUCGGUCCUCUUGAUCUGUUCAUGCGCAGAGAGACUGUUCCUCUCAGCACUUCAUGGAAGUUCCAGGUGGCCAAACAGCUGGCAAGCGCCCUCAGUUAUCUGGAGGAUAAGAAGCUUGUGCAUGGGUACGUUUGUGCUAAGAACAUUCUUUUGGCUCGAGACGGACUGGACAGCGAUGGCGGUCCCUUCAUCAAGCUUAGUGACCCUGGCAUCCCCAUCACCGUGCUAACCCGAGAGGAGUGUGUGGACCGGAUUCCUUGGAUUGCUCCCGAGUGUGUGCAGGAUACGGCUAACCUGAGCGUAGCAGCAGAUAAGUGGGGCUUUGGCACAACUCUGUGGGAGAUAUGCUAUAACGGAGAAAUUCCUCUGAAAGACAAGAAACUCACUGAGAAGGAGAGGUUUUACGCAGCUCAGUGUCACUUGGCCACACCAGACUGUGAGGAGCUUGCCAAUCUCAUGACCCACUGCAUGACCUACGACCCUCACCAAAGACCCUUCUUCAGGGCCAUUGUCCGAGACAUUGACAUGGUGGAAAAACAGAAUCCCUCUAUUAAGCCUGUACCCACCCUAGAGGUCGACCCCACCGUGUUUGAGAAGAGAUUCCUCAAGAAGAUCAGAGACCUGGGAGAGGGGCAUUUUGGAAAGGUGGAGCUGUGCCGAUAUGACCCGCGCGGGGAUCGGACAGGAGAGCUGGUGGCAGUAAAGUCCCUGAAACCAGAGAGCCGAGAAGAGCAAAGCGGCAAUCUGUGGUGUGAAAUUGACAUCCUGAAAGAGCUCUACCAUGAGAACAUUGUCAAAUACAAAGGCAUCUGCCAGGAGGAGGGUGGCAGAUCCACCAAACUCAUUAUGGAGUAUUUACCAGCAGGCAGUCUGAAGGAAUACUUGCCCAGGAACAAACUACAGACCAAUCUGAAGACCCUGCUAAGCUACGCUGUCCAAAUCUGCCAGGGUAUGGAUUAUCUGGGCUCUCGGAAUUACAUCCACCGAGACCUGGCUGCUCGGAACGUCCUGGUGGAGAACGAGAGCACGGUGAAGAUUGGAGACUUUGGCCUGACUAAAAGCAUUAAAGACAACGAGGGCUAUUACACAGUGAAGGAUGACCUGGACAGCCCUGUGUUUUGGUAUGCUCCAGAAUGCCUGGUUCACUGUAAGUUCUACAGGGCAUCAGAUGUCUGGUCAUUUGGAGUGACUAUGUACGAACUCCUGACAUACUGCGAUGCCUCGUGCAGCCCCAUGUCGGUCUUCCUCAAAAUGAUUGGACCAACCCAUGGCCAGAUGACAGUCACCAGAUUGGUCAAGGUUCUGGAGGAGGGGAAGAGAUUGCCUAAGCCAGAGAUCUGCUCAGACAAGGUGUACGCUUUAAUGAAGAGGUGCUGGGAGAGCACACCUGACAAAAGGAUCGAUUUCAAAGGCCUCAUCGCUGCUUUUCAGCAAAUGCUUGGUGACGGCAUGUAACCAUGGAAAUCAGCUGCAUUACACACUCCACCUGCCUGACCAGAGACAGUGCGAGGGGUCGCCACGGUGAACUUUUUACUCAAAGAAGACUUCAGGAGAACAUUUUCCACUGACUUGUCCAGAAGGAUCUUUCACAUGCUGUGUUAUAUUGUUUUACUCACAUACUGUGUGUCACGGUAUUACCACAGAGUGCAGCCAUUAUGCAAAGUGACAUCAUCACUCAACCACAGGGCACAAAGCAGCACCUACAUCACUCACUAUGAGUUUGCAAGUAUAGACCUACACGCCUCUAUUCUGUUAAACAUACACCUACACUUCCUCUACUGAAAUCAGUGACUGCACCGAAUUAUUACUUUGUGUUCAAUGCCAUUUUAUAUUCUUAAUGUACUUUUUGCAGAGCUGUGUUACACAGUUUCAGCAGUGUGCGUUUGUGUAAUCGGUCAUUUGUGCAAUGCAGGAUGUUGUUUGCUGAAACGUGUCACAUGUCGCACGUACAAAGAGAGAAAGAAAAGCUACAGGAAGUGUUUUGCCACGUGUCAUGAGGCAGAUUUGCUUGUGAAGCUGGAUUUGUGCUGCCGAGGGGACGACACGUCUGCACGGAGAUAUGCAGAGUUGGGAGAAUGUUUCUCCUUUUCCAUGGAACGUUCUGGAACAGCACUUGGUCCUGUGUUUUCAUAUGAUUUUAUUUCUCAUGCAGUUCCCUCUUCUCUUGAGCCUUCUCUUUUCCAUGAAAGACUGAAAAGGACAUGCAUCUUGGAAUCUGGAAGGCAGUAUUUUUUUGCCGUGCAUUGAUUGACAUUAAAUGCCUACAAUAGGCACUAGAGGACAGUAGAGAUUACAGAAUAUCCCCUUAUAUCUAGUAAGACGUAUACUUGCUUAAAUCUUACAUAAACUAAAAUAGCAUUUUAAAUCUGGAAAUCGCUGAGCCUGAAUAUUUUAUCAUUUGUAUCUAUAGAAAUUAAAGGCAAAAUAUAUUGGGGCCAGUAUGCAUUGUUAUAAAGAUGUAUUCUCAUUA
Messenger RNA from Pangasianodon hypophthalmus (striped catfish), 4722 nucleotides. It is a transcript of the gene jak1, whose product is annotated as Janus kinase 1. The record is from RefSeq and is a predicted model, not a curated record. The transcript has 24 exons. Gene Ontology annotation, cellular component: cytoskeleton; cytosol; membrane. Gene Ontology annotation, molecular function: non-membrane spanning protein tyrosine kinase activity; cytokine receptor binding; ATP binding. Bases 240 to 3707 code for a protein of 1155 amino acids. NCBI's taxonomy places the organism in Eukaryota, Metazoa, Chordata, Actinopteri, Siluriformes, Pangasiidae. Gene Ontology annotation, biological process: tyrosine phosphorylation of STAT protein; cytokine-mediated signaling pathway; hemopoiesis.